Molecule: messenger RNA, 2635 nt
Organism: Blastomyces gilchristii SLH14081
Lineage: Eukaryota; Fungi; Ascomycota; Eurotiomycetes; Onygenales; Ajellomycetaceae
Exons: 1
Coding region: 221-2494 (757 amino acids)
Biological process (GO): double-strand break repair via homologous recombination; DNA double-strand break processing involved in repair via single-strand annealing
Cellular component (GO): site of double-strand break
Molecular function (GO): double-stranded DNA binding; Y-form DNA binding; damaged DNA binding
Source: RefSeq, a predicted model, not a curated record
GAUAUCGUUCUGGUUGCACGCGCUCCAAGCGCGUCUUUCGGGCUCCCUCCGAAAACAGUGCACCACCACCGUGGAACGGGGGUUGGUCUAAUUGCUUUAAGUCCCAGUGCGUUGCAAUAUUCUUAAUACGUUUUCUGGGGACCAACUAUUCCCCAGGCGCCCUAACAGCUGGGAGUUAUGAUCACCUCCAUUAUUCGCUAUUGUCUCUGAGAAAGCCCCAAUGGAGGGAGGUGAUUUCAGCAAUCUUGCAGAGCAGGUUGGCGGCCUCAUCAACCAAUGUCGACAAUGGAAGCAAGAGAAUGUGGAGCUGGCAACAAAGCUCGAAGAGCAUGCGAAGCAGAUUAAAGUUUUGGAAACGGAGAAUUCAGACUUGCAACGACAGCUCGAAGCUAUUGAAACGACUGACACUGACUCUGUUGAUGAAGUAGAGAAAAGGCUACUCGAAAACAGACAGCAAUAUGCUCCACAUUCGGUUAUUCAUGAUCUCGGGGGUACAGCAGAGAAACCUGAAACGAUUUCUUACGAACAUUAUGCGAGUCUAGCGAAGCGCUAUGAGCAACUUUUUCAAGAAAAUGCUAGCCUAAUUGAAUCCUUCUUCACAGUGAAGAAGAAGCUGAGGAGUUGCAAAAGCAAGGUCAAUUUGUGGAACAAAUGCUUCGAACGCGAUACAUUUGAUGUUUACGUUCAUGGGAAAAAGACUGUUUUUCGGAGGGACAAUACAGUUGCGGCUCAUCGCCCAGUGAGACACCAUCGUCCUGGACAGAAUGAAGCCGUAUCUACAUCCGGUAUAUCUACACUUGGAUCUCCGGGUCAAAUACGCCAACCCCACAUGCAUGAAAACGGUCUGGUCGAGGAGAAUACGGCCAUUGGAACAUUGGAAAAGGCGCGAGAACCCCAAUUACCCACCCUACCCAGUCCAAACACCCGAGCGGGAAGCGUUACUGGAGAGUCACUUCAGCAGCAUUCCUCAGAGCUGAGCUCCUCGGAUAUAAUGUCAACCCAAACACAAGAUCCCCGAUACGCUGUCGAGCCGCAUAUAUUUCCAAGUUCUCCCCCCGUCGAGACCCCGAUUUUCGUUUCGUCAAGGCCAGUUAAGGGGAGGGGGAGGGGAAAUCAACAUCCAGUGUUGAAUAAUGCCGCAGGCCUCCACGAGACUGGCAGUUUUACCACACCUGUUACUGUGAAAAGCGAGCCUACGUCAAGUAGCCCUCUUGAGAGGACCCAUAGGACAAACAAUAAUAACGAUAUCGAGGGGGAUAGCGACGAUGACUGUUUAGAUCUGAGUACCCGCGAAAAAGGCAAAUUUGAUUUUAUACCAAGGGACCAUGCUGAUAGUCCACCUGCUCAACAAUCAGACAAUCGUUUUCCUGCCUUUGAUGAGCGAGAAAAUGUCAGAAUAAAGCCACCAAAUUUGGAUCAGCGGCCAUUAGCGGGAACCAAGCGCCGCUUAGCCCUUCAGCCGGUGAAUGCCAAUGUUCCUUCUAUUCAACAAGGAGACGGGCAUACCCCGAAUCAAGGGGCCAAACGAAGACGGUAUGAACCUAGAGGUGCUGAGCCAGUGCAUUUAGUGGCAGAAGAUGGAGAAGAAGCGAGUUGUCAGAGAGCGAAUACGGGUCUUCAUACUGGAAAACUGCACACGAUCUCUAAAAUUGAGAUAUCGAAAUCCCCUGCUGCUGGUCGCCUCGAAGAUCUUCUAGAAGGUGCGCCACGGCCACGACCAAUACUGGCCUCCCCCUUUCGAAACCCUGAGGUUUCGGAUAACUCACCCCUUGGAACCCCAAGUAAGAUUUCGGCAAGGUCCAUCACUCCCCGGACUGCUCGGCCGCAGGGUAUCGAGAAGAGGGCCCGAUCCGGGCGACAGCCCCCUCCUCCAACUUCGCGGAGUUUACGCAGUUCUGCCGGACCCCAUCAGCCUCGAGCCGACGACGAGGUGGCACCAGAAGAUGAACCAUUUCGAGCUAGACCUCUUCAUCGCCUCGGAUUCGAACAUUUCAAACUCAACCCAGAAAGAAACCAGGGACUUGAUUAUGCAUUCGAUGAGGUAGUUCGCAGGAAGGACCUGAGGAAAUGCCUCCCGGGCUGCAUCCGCCCACAAUGCUGUGGGAAAGGUUUCCGCGCCAUGGCAGAGCUCAAGGGAUUCGGGACAGCCGGUAAUAACGAUGUAUCUCUGGAGGAUUUAGACCAGGAGGACCGACAAGUUCUGGAUGAAUACCUGGGCGACAAUAGAAACGUCUUAGAGACAAUGACGGAAAAAGAGCUGCGGGAGUUGCUUCUUGAUGCGCGAACGAGACAUCUUGCCAAUCAGUUUGGAAAACACCGACACGUUCAUGAACGAGGGCGUUCGCCGCCUGGGUUCUGGCGUACGGAUAUGCCUAGUACGCAAGAGCUGGAGCGUGAUCGGGAAGAGGCGAGGAUGGCUGAGCAGGAGAAGCUGGCGGAAAGAUACAAGGAGGCGAUGCGGCCAGGGGGUUUGUGGAAGUUUGCUGAUGAAUAAGUGAGUUGUGAAGUGCAUCUAUAUACAUAUGUAAUGGCUACAUCCGGCUGUUUGCUAUCCAUAUUGUUACUGGGGCAUUUAUUAUAAUAAGGAAAACACCGUUAAUUAUAAAGUACAUCUAAAUUUUAACUACUACCUACG